Drosophila biarmipes is the source of this 522-nucleotide messenger RNA. RefSeq lists its product as uncharacterized. The record is from RefSeq and is a predicted model, not a curated record. Lineage: Eukaryota; Metazoa; Arthropoda; Insecta; Diptera; Drosophilidae.
AUGAACCAAUUAGAUCAAACAACCUACACCACACCACGUACCCGCACACACACACCUUCGCUGGGUGCCACAAUACAACAAUACAACAACGGAGCAGAGACUGCGAGAACAACAAAAAGAAUUCUUUACGAGCCUCGCUCCGGUGCACGGUCAUCAAGUCAGCUCGUUCAACAUUCAAGAGGCAUCGAUGAUAAUAUUCAUUCAUUUGAUCAAACCGCCGACGAUGUCGACGGCGGAGAUGCAGACGACGAUGGAGACGACUUUCAUUAUGGGCCUGGGUCUGCAAGCCCCAUCGCUGCCCUGCACUCGCACUGUUCCCCACCCGAGCUCCAUCACCGUCGGGCUCCUUCUACUGGGAGGCCGCCCAAAACCCAAGCCAGGCAGUCCGAAGCAGAGGAGAUCGGCGGGGGAAGCACAAAAACAUAUUGCCAAAGUAGCAGCAACAGCAAAGCACUACGGCAACAUCAGCAACACGAGGAAUCUCAACAGCAGCAUUAUGCAUCAUUACACCGGGCGAAAUAA